Colossoma macropomum (tambaqui) is the source of this 864-nucleotide messenger RNA. RefSeq lists its product as uncharacterized. Bases 55 to 816 code for a protein of 253 amino acids. Lineage: Eukaryota; Metazoa; Chordata; Actinopteri; Characiformes; Serrasalmidae. The transcript has 4 exons. The record is from RefSeq and is a predicted model, not a curated record.
GAUGACACUGGACUGAGUUCAGAUGAUCAAGUUGAAAAGAGACCCGGCUGUUGGAUGCAGGAAUUCUGUCCAUGUGAGGGAUUCUUUGAUAAAUGCCCUGAUACUCACUUUGAGCUCAGAUUUGGCUGUGAGGUUGAGAGAUCCUCUAGUGGAGAUGUGACUCUAAUGAACACUACGGCUGAUUACAGCCACAACGGAAAGCUCAUCCUGCACAUCAAUUUCCACACUGAUCAGUGGGAAGUAACGGACAAACGGUUCCUACCAGUUAAAACAAAAUGGGACAGAUUACCUCAUAUCAAACAAAUCUUCAAGAACUACGUGCAGCAAAAGUGUAUGAACAGACUAUUAAUUUACCUGAGAUUUUACAAUGACAUUGUAAGAAACACCUCGGAUACAUUUCCUAAAGACAGAGAUGAGGAGAAGGAAGAAAGGAAGAAGGAUGUCUUUAAUGUUAUAGAAGACGCAAACAUUACAAAGAACACCUCUGAUGCAUUUCCUAAAGAUAAGGAUAAGGAUAAGGAGGGAAAUUGGGAAAAAGGGGAAAACUGGUUAUCUGUAAUUAUCAUAUGCGUAAUAAUUGUCUGUAUAGUUAUUGUGGUGGUUGUUGUUCUUUUUAUGAUAUUGAGAAGGAAGCAUGCACGUCGCGCAGUUAAGGCCGCCUACAGGGAAGAUCUGAAUGAGCAGCAGAGCCAAAUCCUGCCCAGGGCAAUUCCACUUGUUGUGCUGAAGAGUGAAGAUCAGGAUGGAGGAGAUUCAGUUCACACUCACAGUGAGUUCAGCUCUGCUGUGGUUUUACCUUUUUGGACAGGAAGCUAAGACUGGAUUAUUAUUUUGUGUCUGUAUUGAUAUGAUCUCAUAUAUCAA